Molecule: messenger RNA, 1113 nt
Organism: Histoplasma mississippiense
Lineage: Eukaryota; Fungi; Ascomycota; Eurotiomycetes; Onygenales; Ajellomycetaceae
Exons: 5
Coding region: 1-1113 (370 amino acids)
Source: RefSeq, a predicted model, not a curated record
AUGUACGGAGUAUAUCUCGAGCAACUGGGGAUUUUGCAAAGGAGCAUAUCUAAAUAUGGAACUGGCGCCAAUAUUCAAGAAGGCUUACGGGUUCCGUUUAAUAUUCGAACCCCGGAUAACGAAACCCUCUAUGCAUGGCACAUCGUCCCACCCCGUCUGUUCAAAGAUAACGAAGCGGCUUUCCUUGUCAAUGCCUCAUCAGGUCCUGCUGAAGAUGUCACCAAGACUAUUACUUUCAAUCUUCUCGCGCAAGACCCCAAUGCGAGGGUCGUUUUAAACCCUCAUCUGGGGUCCGGAUAUCGCCCUCAAAUGUACCGCAGCUUCCUUGCAGCAUCUACCCCAAAACACCCUGUGCACGUUAUAGCAUUUGACUAUCGAGGCUUCGGAAAAUCCACAGGCUCGCCAACUGAGGAAGGUUUAAUCACUGAUGCGCUGUCACUAAUCAACUAUCUUACCUCUCCCCCGCUCUCCAUCCAUCCAUCCCGUAUUGUCGUCGCUGGCCAGAGCCUUGGGACCGCAGUCGCAGCCGGCGUCGUAGAACGAUACACGUUCGGUGACCCCUCAUCCGUCCCGGAACCGCUGGCAGGCGUCAUUGUGUUCGCCCCAUUCUCGAGCAUCCACACCGUCAUAAGCACAUACCGUCUCUUCGGAUUCUUCCCCCCGAUACUCUCUGCUCUAUCACCCUAUCCCCGGUUCCUGAACUAUAUCCUUGGCCACAUCGUAGAUACAUGGGAUUCAGCGUCCCGCUUCGCCCGACUCACUGGCGCUUUUCCUCAACCUGGCGAUGUAGAUUCUUCACAUGCAAGCCAAGGGUUCAAUCUUGCCCUUGUCCAUGCCGUGAAUGACGCCCAGAUCCCGUGGCCAAAUGGACACGGAGUUUAUGAGGCUGCGAUAGGAGGUCCAAAUGCCAGUGUCCUAGGCAGUUACGUGCAUGAGUAUGCAUCUGACGAUGAGGUCGUGCAGGUGAAAGUAUGGGAAAAGAAUUUGAGCACAAAGUCUGGUGAGAAAAGGGUGAAAAGAGUGCGGUGGGAGCGGGUCCGAUAUGGAGGACACAACGCAGUUGCGGCGACCACUACAGCAACGCUCUCGAUUAUACGGAUGUUUGAGAAAUAG